AGAUAGCAGACACCUCACUAUCUGAAGACGAGUCAUGAAGCUGCUUAUAGCGUUAGCGGUGUGCUUCGUAGCCAGCGAAGCCGCCAGACAAUACUGUUAUGAUGGCGAUCAUUUCGGCUACUGCCCCGACCUGAACACCACGACAGGCGGACAGUGGUUCUUUCCAACCAGAAAAAUCGCACGUUUUGGCUGCGAUGACGGCAAAUACUUGGACAACCCAAAGACUCUGGGCUGUGUACGUGACGUCCAAGGUGAAGAUGGCUGCUCCUGGAAUGACACUAUGACCGAAAUGUGUAAAGAUUUCAGCGGCUAUGAGGGCUGUUACAGAGACUACUAUGGCCUAAUGACCAGAGCAGCUGAAAGGACGUGGUCAGACAGUAUCCACAUGACAGUACCUAGAUGUAUAUCUUUCUGCUCCAAGUACGGCCUUGACCUUGCUAUGCUGAGAGACAACAACGAGUGUUUCUGCCACAAAGAAGGCAUCAAAUAUAAACAGUUCGGCAACUCCACGUCAUGCACGAACAGAUGUAGCGGAGACAAGUCUCAGGUCUGUGGAGGUGACAGAGUCCUGUCCGUAUACAGCAUCAAGGCGACAGCUCUCAGUGGAAAUAUCCCAUUGGUUCAUUGUCCUAAAGUGGAUCCCGGCACUGGCACUUUGGUCCACAGCAAGAAGGUCAACAACAUCACGCUGAUCGGAGACUCUGCAAGACUUCAGUGCAACUACGGCUCCGUCGUAAAGAACGGCGCUAAAUCUGCUCAGUGCGUUCCUGAUGCCAAGGGAAACGCUAUGUGGAGCCAGUCACUUGGGAAAUGUGAACCUAUCCCUGGAUAUUUGGGUUGCUUUAGAGACGGUUACUAUAGCAACAAUCUGGUGAACAUCUUUAGCAGCAAGAACAGAUGGAGGGACUACGAAAUGACCACCACAAAGUGCCUCGCUUUCUGCAAAGAGUCUGGUUUUGAGCUGGCUGGUUUGAAGGUUGGCCGCUACUGUUACUGCGGGAUGAAGUCACUUAAUCUCACCGUGAACGGUGCUCCACUGAAAGGUGCCCGCUACUGCAGGACCACCUGCUAUGGAGACAGAGACCAGUACUGUGGGGGAGAUUAUAAUGUCGUCUCGGUGUAUGACGUAACUAUGUCUUCAUUCACUGGAUUGACAAAGAUCACGUGUCCCAAGCUGAACAUUCCUAAUGGCAGAAUCGUCUAUGGCAGCUCUUCCGUGAACAACCUGACUUUCCCAGAGGGCGCUGUCAGCGUCACCUGCAAUGACGGGACCGUCCGCCUUGGCUAUUCUAGACUGACCUGUGUCCAGAAAGAUGACCAGACCGACCCCACGUGGAACAGACCCGCUCCUGUCUGCGAAGUAAUCCCAGGGUACCUGGGCUGCUUCAGAGAACGAUACCCAGAGAUGAAGUUUGAUCCCUCCACAGUGUGGACGACAGACUUCAUGACCGCUACCAAGUGUAUCAAACACUGUAAAGGACUGGAAUACAAUUAUGCAGCUCUGGAGUACGGCAACAUCUGUCACUGUGGUAAUAACGAACUUCUGUAUGACGCCGGGGCUGCCUCAGUCUGCAACGACAAGUGUAAGGGCAACAGCACCCAGAUCUGCGGAGACUACAAGAAACUCUCCAUUUACCAGCUGAACGUGAAGGUAACAACUAUUGCCCCAACAACACCAGAACCCACUACCGAGAAGCCAACUCCAGAACCAAUGAAGCCAACAACAGCUAAAGCCACACCAACUCCCAAAGCGCCAACCCCCUCUCUCAUUUCUAGCACGGAGGAGCCUGGAUCCGGUGAGGGAUCCGGUGAAAUCGUAGAUCCAGGAAUGGGUUCCCUAAUUGGUUAG
This is a messenger RNA of Lingula anatina, 1849 nucleotides long. RefSeq lists its product as uncharacterized. Gene Ontology annotation, cellular component: plasma membrane. The record is from RefSeq and is a predicted model, not a curated record. NCBI's taxonomy places the organism in Eukaryota, Metazoa, Brachiopoda, Lingulata, Lingulida, Lingulidae.